AUGUUGUCCCUUCGCCAUGUCUGGAUCAUUGUCACUGAUGUUGCCAACUCGCUGUUCGGAUCGCCUUUCCUUACUCAAGGGUCACAAUACCCAAUAGGAGCUAAGUUUGGCUUGUCUCGGCCUGACAUCGACGGUAUCGAACCUGGGCAUCCCAUCUUCAGGCCUCCCGGCAGCAACAUCGAUGAAUUCGUCUGCGACUAUUCGAACAUGCCUGGCUUCAAGCCAUGUGGAACUCCCGACGACCAAAGCUGUUGGCUGCGUAACGCCCAAACAGGCCAGGAAUACAACAUCACCACUGACUAUGAGAGUGUUUCCCCUAAAGGCAUCACACGCGUAUACUAUCUCGACGUUACGGACGACACUAUUAACGCCAACGGACUGGCGUUCGGUGAAGCCAAAGUCUUCAAUAACUCCUGGCCUGGUCCGCUUAUUGAAGCCUGCUGGGGAGAUACCGUAGAAAUCCACGUGCGCAACUCUCUUGCUUACAACGGAACUAGUAUCCACUGGCAUGGCAUCCGGCAGUGGGAGACCAUGCACAUGGACGGUGUGAAUGGCCUCACGCAGUGCCCCAUUGCCCCUCAGUCUGAGUUUGUCUACCGAUGGAACGCGACGCAGUAUGGUACUUCGUGGUACCACAGUCAUUACUCCGUGCAAUAUGCCGAUGGACUACAAGCCCCUAUCACUAUCCAUGGCCCAACCUCUUACCCGUAUGACGUUGCUAUCGAACCAAUUACGGUCACUGAUUGGGCGAAUAACAGUGCAUUCCAAUUCAUCUUUCCACACGCCAAGCCAGAUACUCAGGAUAUUCUCUUGGGUGGAUACGGCAACAUAACUCGGUUUUCGGGCGGCAAAAUUCAAAAUGACGAAGAGAUUCCACGUGGCUUUGAGAUUACGUUUGAUGACGCGGAUCCCAACCCAGCGACCAGGGCAAAGCGAUAUCUCCUUCGUUUGAUCAACACCGCCUUCGACAAUACUUUCGUCUUUUCAAUCGAUAACCACAAGUUAAUAGUGGUUGAGGCCGACUUCGUUCCCGUUGAAAACUUCACCGUCACCUCAAUUCCCAUUGCGAUCGGCCAGAGAUAUAAUGUCAUUGUCGAGGCAGCACCAGUGGUCAACAGCUCGGACCCCUCGUCCAACCCUCUUCCAAAGGACGGCAACUUCUGGAUUCGUACGUAUGCUGCCAGCUCAUCUACACUUCACCGUGACAUCGGGGACCAAGACAACUACAUGAAGACGGGCAUUCUCCGCUACGACAGGACCAGUACAGCUGACCCCUCCACCAAUGCAUGGGAUGUCGAUACCGCCGAAUCUGAUAAGGCCAUCAAUGAUCAACUGAAGCCCGCUUUGCAGUGGCAGGUCCAGCGCCCGGCGAAUGGUAAGGUAGGGGAGGUGUUCAAUGUUGUUACCGAGGGUUCCGAUAACAAAUACGCCUUGUCGUUCUUUGCUUUCCAAGGGGAAGGCAACAACGAUGUGACGCCGUUCCAAACGACCUACGGCAACCCUACGUUCUUGAAUCUAGACAAUGUAGGCGAUGAGUGGCCGACCGGUUGGGUUGUUGUGCCGGAGAACUACACCGAGACUGAUUGGAUCCAUCUUCACGGCCAUGACUUCGCCAUUGUACAACAAGACGACAACAAUUACUUUGACCCUGACAAUUUCCACCCUAAGCUCACCAACGUCAACUUCCCCCGCCGCGAUGUGGUACUGGUCUCGGCGGAGGGGCACGUUGUCAUUGCCUUCAAGGCCGAUAACCCCGGUGUGUGGUUGAUGCACUGUCAUAUUGCGGCACACGCGUCUAGCGGUCUCUCAUUGCAGAUCUUGGAGCGUCAAAAGGCAGCAAACGGGAUUUGGCCUCCGGGAAACUCAGCUGCCCUUGAUGCAGCCCAUAUGCUUUGUGCCAGUUGGAACAGUUGGGCAUAUGAUUGCAAGAACUUGUGGCCUGGAAACACGAAUCCCACAGGCAAGCCGGUCUAUCCUUCCUGUGACGACUCCACCAACCUUCAGAACGAUUCCGGGGUGUAA
Messenger RNA from Colletotrichum chrysophilum, 2022 nucleotides. RefSeq lists its product as uncharacterized. Gene Ontology annotation, molecular function: copper ion binding; oxidoreductase activity. Lineage: Eukaryota; Fungi; Ascomycota; Sordariomycetes; Glomerellales; Glomerellaceae. The record is from RefSeq and is a predicted model, not a curated record. The transcript is spliced from 4 exons. The coding region runs from base 1 to 2022 and encodes 673 amino acids.